Mucor mucedo is the source of this 3318-nucleotide messenger RNA. RefSeq lists its product as uncharacterized. Gene Ontology annotation, biological process: positive regulation of TORC1 signaling. Lineage: Eukaryota; Fungi; Mucoromycota; Mucoromycetes; Mucorales; Mucoraceae. The transcript is spliced from 12 exons. Gene Ontology annotation, molecular function: protein binding. Gene Ontology annotation, cellular component: cytoplasm. Bases 329 to 3247 code for a protein of 972 amino acids. The record is from RefSeq and is a predicted model, not a curated record.
CUAUCUUUUAUUAUACUUAACAUGGUUGUCGUGCAAAGGUCUAUCAUUUGGUCACCACAUGAAGACCACAGUCAAUUUCUUGCUGGAGGGACUGAAUUGAAAUUAUAUCAAUGGGUUCCAGAAACAAGCGAAUUACCUGGAAGAGCACGAUAUAUUUCCACCAUUCCUGACAUCACCCUAAUGAUGGUAAAAAAUACAAUGUCUACAGAGCGUAUUUACUAACGAAUCCCUGCCUUUCCCACGAAAGUGUGCCGAUUGGUCUCCAGAUCCUAAUUGCCCUGAUUUAGUUGCCGUUGGGUUGACAACCGGAAAGACAUUACUUGUUCGCAUGCAAGAGCAUUCCUUGACAGAUUAUCCCAAUUCCGACGGUAUUGACACACCUACCCAAGGGCAUGCCACGAUAUACGGUAGUAAUAAUAGUUCGGGUAUGAAUUUAAAUACUAGACUUCAACAGCAGCCUCAACAACCUCAGCAACAAAAGCAAUACCCUUCGUUGGGUGUUAAGAUGUCACGCUCAAGUAACGUUGUAUCCUUCUCAAAGACACAUCCACACUUGUUAGCAGCUGGACUUGAUAAAGUUCGUAACGAUCCAUGUCUUUUGGUAUGGGAUGUAUCUCGUUCAUUAGACAGUUACUGCAACACACCAACUGGCUCGCAAACACCCACGGCAUUCCCUUCCAUUAGAGGGCAUGUGCAGCAGGAAUCUCGCUCCUCUAUUGGCAAUCAAUGGAGAUUAGACGGUAGAACUAAUGAUAAUUAUGAAGAUAGAUCAAGAUAUAACGACUUACCGCCCAUGUCCACACCUGGAUCAGGAUCUAGAGAACAAGGGCCAGUUCGACAAUAUGGAUCCUCAGAGGCAAUUUCAUCAUGUGCAUGGUCCGAACAUUCGAAUGCACCAUUGUUGAUUGCUGGAAUGGGAAAUAAAUACCUUCGAGUUUAUGAUAUUAGAGCAGAUCCAGGAUCAAAUCCAUUACAGUUUCAAACAAAAGCAGUUCAUGGAAUUUCAGUUGAUCCUUUUAACCCAUAUAGAUUAGCUUCUUAUACAGAGGAAGGUGUAGUUAAGCUAUGGGAUAUCCGAAAGAGUAAUGAUGCAGUUCUCACUCUCAACCCUGAAAAUAAGAACAGUUUGUCAAAAAUUGUAUUUUCACCCACACAACCAGGAUUUUUGGCAUCGUUGACCAAGGAUUCAUUUCAUAUAAGCAUUUGGGAUAUUCAAGAGACAUGCUCGCUAAAAUCGGCUGUAGAUUCUUCCGUCCAAAAGUCAUCAUCUUCUACUGCACACACAGCACCUGUAACCAAAUUGGAAGCAGGUCACUGCGCUCUUAAAAGUUUAGUGAAUGACGAAGAAGAAUUAAGCAUUCCAGUGCUUUGGAAAAGUAGGAAGACGCGAUCAAGCAAUAGGGAAUUUGCAACUUUUUCAUUCAUACCCAAUUCAAUAUCAUCGACAUCAAAACCUAUACCAAAUACACAUAAUAUAUUGACUGUCCAUAAGGACGGAAAGUUCGAAUCUAUAAAAGUCCAGGAAGCUUGUCAAAUAUCAUGGCAACCAACUGGUGGUAUGGUAAUGACUGCAAAGACAGGAUUGCGCUCAUAUUAUCCUACAUCCAUGGACGAUGACUUUGAAAGGAAUAUGGGUAGUUUGAAAUUAUCUGGGGAGGAACACAGACAAUCUAAUUUAGGCCUAGAAUUGAAUGCAAUUGCAAUUAGUACCGACAAAGCACUAGCCAAAGAAUUGGAUAAAGACAUAUCUGUUGUUAUGAGAAAAAGACUCACAGAGGGUUAUUCGAUGGAUUGUACGAAAAACAUCAGUAUAGUUGGCCAAGAUCGUAAAUUAAAGGAAUUAUGGUCAUGGAUGAAGAUUGCAGAUCAAAUAUCAACCAAGUUAUCUAAAAUAAGUAACGCAGAUUACAGUUUCCACGGCGUUUAUGGUAUUUGGAUGGGAUCACAAAGUCGUAAUAGCAAAUCAUCACCUGCAAAUACUCCGCGCUCUAGCGCUUCCCCUAAAUUAUCAAGACAACCUUCAAACCAGAGAGCAAAGGUAGCUGAGGAUAUAGCUGAUAUCAACACAGAUGUUGAUAUCAGUAAUAGUUUGCCUAUGAUUGAUACUUCUAAAUCAGCUCAAAGAAAUCUUGCUUUAUCUGCUUGUGGAUUUGCUUUUGAUAUAAAGGGGUUUGAGCUGGAAUUAAUAGAUCUUGAAUCCCGCGGAGAGUAUGACAAGGCUGCCGGUUUAGCUUUGUUUCAUGGAGCUCCAGAUAGAGCUAUUAGAGCCUUAGGUAGUGCUCGAGGUCGUGACCAUAAAGAAGAACAGCAGCGUAAAUUAAUGGCAGCUAUUCUAGCCAGUUAUCAAGCUAUUGGGGCGAAUACAAGUGAUAUAUGGAAAGACAUUUGCGAAUCAUUGAGCAAUGACAUGGUAGACAGGCCUUAUUUACGCUCCAUUUUUGCUUAUAUUGCCUCGAAUGAUUGGUACAGAGUAUUAGACGAACCCGGAUUACCAUUGCGAGAGCGUAUGGCUGUUGCUCUCCGAGUUUUGGAUGACGAGCAGAUGACAAUGUAUUUAAAUCGAACGCUCGAGAAACUGGUGAGGGAAGGAGAUGUGGAAGGCGUAGUUGUUACAGGUCUCACAUCGAAAGGAGUAGAGUUAUUUGAAAAAGCACUUGACAGAUAUGGUGAUGUCCAAACAGCUAGUUUAGUAAUGAGUUAUAUUGUACCAAAACGAUUUAAGGAUAGUAGGGUUGAGGAUUGGGUUGAAAAUUACCGCUUACUAAUGGAUCGAUGGCAAAUGUGGCACGCACGGGCAAAAUUUGAUAUUCAACGUGGUAAGCGCAUGAAUUCAAGUGAAAUUGCACCCCCUCAGGUAUAUGUUCGCUGUAAUUUUUGUGCUCAAUCUUUGGGGCAUAGUCUUGUUAUACAAAAUGCUCGGAACAGAGAAGGCAAGAGAAUGAAUGUCCAGACAAGCAAUCCUGGUGGACGAGCAUCUGGAAAGCAAAAGAGCACUGUAUGUUCAAGCUGUAGAAAACCAUUACCCCGAUGUGCAUUAUGUCUUUUACACAUGGGUACGCCCAUUGAUCAACUAAGACAGACAAUCAUUGCAAAUGAUACUCAUAAAGUUGAUCCAGCCGGCUUCGACCUUUGGUUUACCUGGUGCCAGACUUGUCGUCAUGGCGGACAUGCUGUGCAUAUGUUUGAUUGGUUCCAAAAGCAUUCUACAUGUCCUGUCAGUAACUGUACAUGUCAAUGCCAGAUAUAAGGGAUUUCAUUCCAAAUUAAGAUAAUAAAGAUGAUUGAUAAUUGUAUAAAAUUAUUUAUGCCAAAAACAAA